AUGCCUCGAAGAGAGUACAAGAUAGUGGUCCUCGGAUCAGGAGGAGUCGGUAAAAGUGCUCUAACCGUCCAAUACUGCUGCGGAACCUUCGUAGAGAAAUACGAUCCUACCAUCGAGGAUUUCUACAGAAAAGACACCGAAAUAGACAACACUCCCAUAUGUCUUGAAAUACUGGAUACAGCGGGAACGGAGCAGUUUGUCAGUAUGAGAGACCUCUACAUUCAGAACGGACAGGGUUUCCUUAUUGUAUACUCCAUCGCUAACUAUCAUUCUCUGCGUGACGCGUCAACGUUAAAGGACACUAUACUGAACAUCAAGCAUGUGGACGAAGUUCCGAUAGUUUUGGCGGGAAACAAGAAAGAUCUGGAAGACCAGCGUGAAGCAAGUUUCCAAGAAGGCAAGGAGUUGUCAAAGCAGUGGGGGUGCCCGUUUUUUGAGACAUCAGCUAAACAAGAGAUCGGUAUUCAGGACAUCUUCACCGCUCUAGUGAGGGAGAUGGAGAGGAUCCCAAUCCAGAGCUAUGGUAGGCACAGGCGCAGGGGCAAGAAAUCAAAGUGUACCAUCCUGUGAGGGACAUUUUGUAAUGUUUUUAAAAGAUACACGAGUGUGGGACAUCGUGCCCCUGUCUGUAGUAACUGUUAGUCUGGUGUCUGGUGAUAACGUCACGUGUUGUGAUGACAUCACGUGUUGUGAUGACGUCACGUGUAGUGUCACGUGAUUUGCAGGCAUCUGUGCAUGGAACCAAAACGCUUAUAAUGUCCUAAAAUCAUCCUCAUCCUCAUAAUAUUGUGUUGCAAGAUUUAAUAGGUUUGAUGAAUUCUCCUUGUUGUGUAAUCAUUGCAUUGUGCCUCACUGUUAGACUAACUACUAGAUAAACUGUGUACACGUGAUGACGUCACGUGAUGACGACACGUGAUGACGACACGUGACACAGCUCACGUGAGACAAAAACUGAAAAAACUUUGACGGGACUGAAAACUUAUCAAAUCACCGGCAUGUUGUUAUCAUAUUGUUAUGAUGGUAAAAAUACCAUUUCUCGAGGGUGUCAAAAAGCGAAUUUUCCAGAUUUAUCGAAUGAACCUACUGUAUAAAUGGAAAAUGAAUUAUUUCAUCACGUCGUGAUCUGAAAUAUUAAAGACUUUGUAUUUUUUGUUUUUCAUCUUAAAAGAGAGAGAGAGAGAACUGUUUGAUAUAAUUAAAUAAGUCAGUGUGGUUUACUCACUGGGCUUUGUGAUCUUCUUCAUCAUGGUCCGAAGUACAAAUCAUUUGCACCUUCAACAAUUUUUUAUUGAUCGACAACGACACGACCGAAAAGAGGUACAUUUUAUAUGCGUUUUAAUUUGAUGAUAAAAACCGAAUUGGACGAUUUUUGUUGUAAAUUUAAGCUUUGUUAUUUUUACGAAGGUAUGUAGGCAAACUCUACAAUUUGUAGUUAAUGUUUGCUGUGGUUAUAAUAAUAAUGAAUCCUUUAAAUAAUUGUUUUCAACAGUGCUCCGCUUUUUAAAAUUCGAGAUUCAAUAAAUCUUUGUUAUGUCGGGCUUAAAAACUUGGAUGGCAUAAAACUUAUAAUUUAAAAUUCUUAUUAUAGUGUAGCGCGGGUUAUAUUAGAAUGUUACGAAAAUAUAUUGAAUCUUAUAAUUUCUACUGUGCUUUCUACAGAAAUUUGUUAAGAUAUUUGGUAUACUAUAAAUUAGAUUAAAUUCCUACCAUAGAUGCUAGGAAGUUUCAGGAUAACAAAUAGUUGGCUCACUUGAUCUUGAUUUCGAGUAGUUUCGAGUUAUUUCGAGUAGCUAACAAAAGUCCUGUAUAAUUAGUCAAAUUAGUAAACGUGUCGUACAAAUAUGAUUAUUUUCAAGGGUUAGCUCUAGCAGCGAUACAAAGCCUAGUAACCAUAGUAACACACGUGGUAUAUUAUACUAACAAGUCAAUGUUAUUUCGUUUACUUUCAAUUUGUAUGGUAGUCUAUCGUAGAAUUAAAUUUGUGCAUCCUGUAUUGAUGAUGGUUUUCCAGUUUCUUUUUAGACAAGUGUAUGGUAGAGCCGUUUGGUGCGUUAAAAUGAGUUUUUAAAGCAAGCGAUAAGGAAAGAAUGAUAAUGGUUUGGUUGUCGACUGAUGAUGUGAUGUAUCAUUAUACAUUUCUGUUACAUUAUAUUAACUAUUAUCUUUCUGCAAACUUGUGUAAAUAUUGAUUAUUAAGUUUUGACAUAAA
Molecule: messenger RNA, 2209 nt
Organism: Bolinopsis microptera
Lineage: Eukaryota; Metazoa; Ctenophora; Tentaculata; Lobata; Bolinopsidae
Product: ras-related protein Rap-2a-like
Exons: 1
Coding region: 1-570 (189 amino acids)
Biological process (GO): signal transduction
Cellular component (GO): plasma membrane
Molecular function (GO): GDP binding; GTPase activity; GTP binding
Source: RefSeq, a predicted model, not a curated record